Messenger RNA from Blastocystis hominis, 957 nucleotides. RefSeq lists its product as hypothetical. The transcript is spliced from 6 exons. NCBI's taxonomy places the organism in Eukaryota, Bigyra, Opalinata, Blastocystidae. The coding region runs from base 1 to 837 and encodes 278 amino acids. Gene Ontology annotation, cellular component: mitochondrion; membrane. The record is from RefSeq and is a predicted model, not a curated record. Gene Ontology annotation, biological process: mitochondrion organization.
AUGGCUCAAGCCGUGAAUGCUCUUGGAAAGGUGCUGAAGUAUGGUGUAGCUACCGGUUUAGUUUGUUGGAUUGGUUAUGAGUCCCUUUACAACAUUGAUUCUGGUCACCGUGGUGUUAUCUACAACCGUAUUGGCGGUAUUCAGAAUAAGAUUAUUCCUGAAGGAACUCACUUCCUGAUUCCUUGGUUCCAGCGUGUCUACAAGUACGAUAUCCGUACGCAGCCCAGAACAAUGACUUCUCUUACUGGAACAAGAGAUCUGCAGAUGGUGAACAUCUCUCUUCGAGUUCUGUGCCAUCCCUCGAUUGAGGUCCUUCCAAACACAUACAAGGAGCUUGGUCUGAACUGGAACGAGCGUGUGAUGCCCUCCAUUGUGAACGAAGUCCUGAAGCAAGUGAUCGCCCAGUUCAACGCCUCUGCCCUUCUGACUCAGCGAGAGCAAGUCAGCCGUUUAAUCCAGCGCAAUCUGAUCGAGCGAGGCCGCGAGUUCGGCAUCAUCAUCGAUGAUGUGGCCAUUAUCGAUUUGGCUUUCGGCCGUGAGUUCACCAACGCCGUCGAAGCCAAGCAGGUCGCCCAGCAGGAGGCGGAGCGCGCGAAGUACGUGGUGGAGCAGGCGAAGCAGGACAAGAAAUCCACGAUUAUUCACGCAGAGGGAGAGGCCAGAUCGGCAAAGCUGAUCGGAGAGGCCAUGAAGAACUACCCGGGAUUCAUCGAGCUGCGUCGCAUUGAUGCCGCGAAGGAGAUUGCAGCCACGAUCGCCAGAUCGAACAACCGUGUGUAUUUGUCUGCAGAAUCGCUGCUGUUGAACGUGAUGAGCGAUACUGGAGCCUAUGAGUAGGGGAGAGAGAAGGGGAAUGAGGUGUAGACGAAUGUCGCUAGAAACGAAUAAUGAAGCUUCUGCUGAAGCGAAGGCCGAGGCAAAAGCGGAGACAGAAAUGGCUUGGUAAAGUAUGGGAUU